GAAUAUGACGAAGGUUAUCUAGUGGUCUUCUUGAUGGAACUGUCCAGACUAGUCGCUGUCAAGGACGUAGAAGACGUCCACAUCAUACUACGACAUAUGGAACCAAUACUUCAUGAGAUGCUGAAAUCAAAGAAGCUGGGCUGGUUCGGAUACCCAACAACGCAUGUGAUAAUAAAAUUUGGGCUUUUUGUCUCAGACGGACCUAUUGAACUUGUCCGAAACUACUCAGGAAUGGUAUAUCACAUGAUAAGGCUACGGAACACGUCACUGGACAGCGAUGUGAACUCCAUCAUCGAUUACGCCGACAUACUGUACGAGGAUGCAGAGGGAAGGCUGCUGUUUGAAGCUCUUCGAGAUUUUGAGGCUUAUCCUGAUGUGUCAAAAACAAGUACAGAAGUCUGUCAGGGUCUGGUAGACAGUUUCUUCGCUCCGUACCGUCGUCUGUUGAAGUCAGAGAGAAGACAGAAUCUUCUGGACGCCAUCAACUACUUACUGAAGACCAGGAUUCCGACGAGGAAGUCCAAUGAUGACGACAUCAUCCCGUUCAUAAUGAAUGGUCCAAACCACAUUUUCGAACAUCACAAUCAUAAAUAUGGUUCCAAAGUAGAAGAUAAAAUAGCUUCCCUCCGUUCUUCAAAAAAUAAGUAUCCAACCAGAGAAGACUACCUACUUACCCGAACAAGAGAGAGGCAAUCUAAGCAUAGAAUUAAUUUAAAGAAGAAGACCACAGAAUAUGCCAAAAAGACUACAAAAGAAAAAGAUAUUCAAGGACUUACCUUGUCAAGACACUUCCAAACUAGCUCUCUAAAGCCUCGAUUCAAAAAAGAGAAUCAAAGAUACUAUGAUACCGAAAAGACCAGAAGUUCUUUAGAUUCCGGGGAACUGUCUGAGAAUAAAGUAGUUCGAUCUGGGAGAAAUAAUGAAAUGGAGGAGACACAUGGCCAGUCAUUCCUGAAGCAAGUUAGGACACAUUUUUUGAAAUCAAAUCUAUUUAGGACGAAUGAUAAUAAGAUGAAGGUCAAACAGAAGAUACUGAAAGAAAUCGUCGAAGGUUCUAGUUACAGUGAUGAAGAAGAGUCGUUGCAGAAGAAUUUGAUCAAAGCCCUACAGAAUAGCAAUAAGGGUAGACAUCAUAAAUAUAUUGGUACAACGAUGAUUCAAGUGGCACCAGGUACUAUAUCAUCUAGAAACCAAUAUUUGAAUCUGACGAAACGGUCUGGGGUCAAGUUUAAGAAGUUUAUAUCUCUCGUUAGAGGCGGCUUCUUGAGAUAG
Messenger RNA from Spodoptera litura, 1272 nucleotides. Lineage: Eukaryota; Metazoa; Arthropoda; Insecta; Lepidoptera; Noctuidae. The record is from RefSeq and is a predicted model, not a curated record.